Papaver somniferum (opium poppy) is the source of this 1432-nucleotide messenger RNA. RefSeq lists its product as uncharacterized. Bases 422 to 1432 code for a protein of 336 amino acids. The transcript is spliced from 4 exons. The record is from RefSeq and is a predicted model, not a curated record. NCBI's taxonomy places the organism in Eukaryota, Viridiplantae, Streptophyta, Magnoliopsida, Ranunculales, Papaveraceae.
UUCGUCCAUACCGGCCGAAAUAUCGGCGAUAUUACCGGUAUCGGACACUGAGCGAUACGGAAAUCCCGAUAUCGCAAAACGAUUUUUGUGCCGAUAAUACCGUCCGAUACGGUAAAUACAGUACACCGAUAAUAUCGUAUUAUCGGCGAUAUUUGUCAUUUGCUGUAAUUUCUGAGGGCAUUUUCGGGAUUAUAAGAGAAGGGAAGAGAUUUAAUCCCUAAAUCCCAUCGAUACGCAAAGGGUAGAGAGUUGAUUUUACAAAUUUCGUUGCAGGUUCUUCUUCUCUAUUUUAAUGGCGAGAUUCAGUUGAUUCUAUCUUAACAAGAGGUCCAAGGGAAGAUACAUCUUAUAUGCAUAUCCAGCAAAGGCAAAGUCGCUGAAGAAACAUCAAAACAGUUCAUCUAGCAACUGGGUUGUGAUUAUGGAUUCUUCUAAUGCAUCAAAUUCAAAUACGGCAAACACUACCUGUGAUUUAUUGCCCUCUUCUUCGGCUACUCAAACUAAAGAUCCAGCAUGGGAAUGGGGUGAACGCCAAGACCUAGCAAAUCAAAAUAUAAUUACUUGUUUGUUAUGUAAGAAAUUAAUUCGUGGUGGUGGAAUUACUAGGCUUAAGGAGCAUCUUUUACAUAUUAAAGGGAAUGUUUCUUCAUGUCCAAAUGUGUCCAUUGAUAUUAUGAACAAAGUUGGUCUGGUGAAUUCUGUAAAGAGGACCAAAAAAGCUCAUAAGGAUAACAUUGAUUUAGCGUAUCGGCGUGCAAACAACUCAGAUGAAGCCUCUGAUGCUGAUACCGAUGUUGAAGAACAAGAAGUUGAAAUUGAUGGCAAUAUGGGCAGUCGUGGUGCUGGUGCUGGUGCUAGUGCUGGUGUGGGUGCUAGUCAACUAGUUUCUCAGAAUCAGACAAAGAGAAAGAGGAUAAGCCAAAGUAAUAGUAGAGGUCCAAUUGAUUUAUAUAUGAAGACAGACCACAAAAAAACUCAACAGGCCACUCUUGAAAGAGACUCAGCUGUGAAAGAGAAGUUAAUGAAGACUGCAUGGAAAUGCAUUUCAGCUUGGAUGACUGAGAAUUCAGUAUCAUUUAACACUGUUCGUUGCCCAAGUUUCAAAGAAAUGAUAUAUGCAAUAGGCGACUAUGGGAAAGCUAUGCCCCCACCAUCUUACCAUCAGAUUCGUACGAAUCUUUUCAAGGACCGGUUAGUAGAAAUGAAGAAAUUUGUUGAUACAUUUAGGGAACAUUGGAAGAGGUUUGGAUGUUCUAUCAUGUCUGAUGGCUGGACAGAUGGGAAAAAGCGACAUCUUAUUAACUUUUUGGUGAAUUGUCCGAAAGGGACAGUUUUUUUGAAGUCUGUGGAUGCGUCAAACAGAACCAAUGAUGCUGAUUUUAUACGUGGGCUUGUAAAGGAGGUAAUUAACGAUGUUGGGGAAGAAAUAUAG